CAAACUCGCCAUGCUCUUAUAUGCUGAAUCUUCCAGCUACCGCGGAAGAGUUUGAAAACGAUGAGGAUGUGCAGACCAGCUUUUUUAUACGGGCUCACAAGUUGGAAAGAAUUGCUGCUAAGGGUAGUUUCAAGUUCAUUGCUGAGUGUGAUGACUAUCAAUGGUGUUUGUCGGAGUCAUGGAGUGAGGAUGAAGAGUCGAGUGAAGAUGACAGCGACUUGGAGAUGGCCAGUGACGAUGAUGAGGAUUUGGAAAUGGCAAGCGAUGAUGAGGGGUAUUUCGACGAAGAUGAUGAGGAUUUAUCGACAGUACUAAGCGAGAACGAACAUUCCUAAUAGAACCUUGGC
Molecule: messenger RNA, 347 nt
Organism: Aspergillus glaucus CBS 516.65
Lineage: Eukaryota; Fungi; Ascomycota; Eurotiomycetes; Eurotiales; Aspergillaceae
Exons: 1
Coding region: 21-335 (104 amino acids)
Source: RefSeq, a predicted model, not a curated record